CGUGUUGUUGUUGCUGUUGUAAUCCUACUCAUAACUUUCUUGGCGAUUACAGCACGAUGGAUCGUACUUUGGCCAGCCUAUCAUGACACAUGGAUGCUUACCCCAAUUUCGGUUGGGCUGAUUUUUAUCUAUUACAACUAUUAUCUCGCUUGCACAACCCAUCCUGGCAAGAUACCUGAAGGAUGGGAACCACCCAAAUCUCUAUUCCCAGAUUCAGAAGAACCAAAGCCUCGUUACUGCAAGUCAUGCUCAACCUAUAAACCUCCCAGAGCUCACCAUUGUCGUCAAUGCAACUCAUGUGUACUGAGAAUGGACCAUCAUUGUCCAUGGAUCAAUAAUUGCGUUGGUCAUGCCAAUUACGGUCACUUUAUUCGCUUUGUAAUCUCGGUUGAUUUGACAUGUGGUUAUGCAUUUUUAUUAUUUCUUCAACAAUUACAUCCCAUCACUGCUCCUCGACGUAAAAAGAGUGUAUUACGUCAAGUGAUGUUUGGUAUAGACUUGUUAUUAUUGAUUAUUGUACUCUUGAGUGUGGGACUGUUGAGUAUCUUUCACAUCAAUUCUGUGAUCAAAGGACAGACAACAAUUGAAUCCUCUGAACGUAGUAGAGUCAAGAAACUCGUAAAACGAAGAAGCAUUGAACCAGUCGAGUUUCCAUAUUCACUAGGAAUCUACAGUAAUGUUAGUCAAGUACUCGGUAAGAACCCUUUAUUGUGGUUCUGGCCACAGUCUAUAACUACAGAUGGUCUUUCUUUUCCGGUU
Messenger RNA from Phycomyces blakesleeanus NRRL 1555(-), 759 nucleotides. RefSeq lists its product as hypothetical. Gene Ontology annotation, molecular function: palmitoyltransferase activity. The transcript is spliced from 4 exons. Lineage: Eukaryota; Fungi; Mucoromycota; Mucoromycetes; Mucorales; Phycomycetaceae. The record is from RefSeq and is a predicted model, not a curated record. The annotation marks the transcript as partial.